This is a messenger RNA of Symbiodinium sp. CCMP2456, 420 nucleotides long. The record is from the annotation of a GenBank genome assembly. NCBI's taxonomy places the organism in Eukaryota, Dinophyceae, Suessiales, Symbiodiniaceae.
AUGGAGCCGCAAAAGCAAGCCACCUGCGAAUCGGCGAUUCAGCUCGGCGAUCUGACGAUCAACGCGAAGGGCGGCAAGUACGUCCCCCUGCGCCGGAACGGCGGUCCGCCGCCCGACGAGGCGUCCACGGCGCAGCUCCGGGAGAUCGAGCAGCACCUGGUCAGGGCCCUGACGGCGCGGUCGCUUUCUGAGCCGAAGGUCUUCGGCAAGGUUCUGACCGAGACGGACGUGAAGCUGGACUGGGGGCGAGUCCGCAUCUGGGGGCCCAACCAGGAGGAGCUGGCGGAGCCCGGCGACCUCGCCGGCAGGGAGUGCAAGGUCCGGUGCGAGCUGCGCCAAGUGUGGGUGAUGUCCAACCAGUGCGGCCUACUGCUCGAAGUGACGGAUCUGCAGCUCAAAGCCUACGAGGCCGCCGGUCCG